UCUCUUUAAGGAUUCAGUCAUCGCGAUGGCCACCGGGAUACCGAGUCUAAGUCGCUGCCUCGGCGACACGUAAUGCUGCUGGUGGAGUGGAAAAAUAAAUCCCAGCUCGAGAGACAGAUUUAUCUAGAGCACUUACAGAUGUAUUAAGCCCUUUGGCUCUCAGCGCGGGACUGAUUUCAAAUCCAAAUUUGUUCGGAUUUUCCCUAAAUUAUUAAAAUUAUUAUUAUUAGUAGUAGUAUUAUAUCUUUAUACAGGGAUGACGACCGAAACCGCGCAACAGCAGCUCGACCCGCCGCAGUCUAUGCGCUCGAGUCCCGUGCACUCCGCGCUCCAGAGCUCGCGCACGGUUCUAGAGAGCACCAGCAGCGCAAACGCGUCAAAAACUAAGAAGUCCAACUCCGGCAUGAGGCGUCCUGAGAAGCCACCUUACUCCUACAUCGCCCUGAUCGUCAUGGCCAUUCAGAGCUCUCCGACGAAACGGCUGACUCUAAGCGAGAUCUACCAGUUCCUCCAGGCCCGGUUCCCGUUUUUCCGUGGCUCCUAUCAAGGCUGGAAAAAUUCCGUACGGCACAAUCUCUCUCUCAACGAGUGUUUUAUCAAGUUGCCCAAGGGUCUUGGGCGGCCCGGUAAGGGUCACUACUGGACCAUCGACCCGGGUAGCGAGUUCAUGUUUGAAGAAGGCUCGUUUCGGAGGCGCCCACGCGGUUUCCGGAGAAAGUGCCAAACUCUCAAACCCAUGUACCGUAUGAUGAACGGGCUCGGCUUUGGCGCCUCAGUGCUACCGCAGAACUUCGACUUCCAGCCGCCGCCGGCGCCUCUCGCGUGCCAUGCUGGCGGUUACAACCUUGACGCGAUGACAGGCGGUGCGUAUGACGGGCUCGGAGCCGCCGCUCACCACGUACCGAGUCCGAGCUCAGCGUACAUGUCCCCCGCGUGCCAGGUGACCUCGAGCAGCGGCGGCGGCGGCGCCGGCGACUACGCGCACGAGAACAACGGCAACAGCACCGGAAGCGGCAGCAGUCCGCUUCAUUCACCGCCGUCCAUGAGUGGACCACUGGAGUGUCCUUCGCCGUACACCGCUGCCGCCACGGCGCACUGGUCUUCAUCCGCCGUGUCGCCCUACAUCAAGCAGUCUCCACUGGCUGCAGGCAGCCCGACAUCCUCCGCAUCCGCCGGUCUGCACUCAGGGGUGGCUCCAUACGCCCUCGAACAGAGCUACCUCCACCAUGGAGCAAGAGACGCAGCUGAGAUCUCAGUGGGAAUCCCUCGGUAUCAGUCUCACUCUUCUCCAGUGUGCGACAGGAAGGACUUUGUGUUGAACUUUAACGGCAUCGCCUCAUUUCACCCGAGUGCUGGAGGAUCUUACUACCAUCAUCACCACCAUCACCAUCACCACCAACUACACCACCAAGGAAUCUGUCAAGACAUCAAGCCGUGUGUAAUGUAGAUUUAGACAGGACAGUGGGAAAUAAAGACACUCCAGAGACCCUAACAAAAGUCCGAGGUCCCGGAACUAGCGUUGAAGAUACAACGACUGUCAAUGGGCCUUAAAAUGCAAAGUCUGAAAACAACUGAAAGGAAUUGGAAAAUUGACUAUAGACUCUUUUUUUUUUAGAUUUACAUAAACCGUAUUAUCACACGCGCGCGCGCGCGCGCGCACACA
Clarias gariepinus (North African catfish) is the source of this 1663-nucleotide messenger RNA. RefSeq names its product forkhead box F2a (gene foxf2a). Gene Ontology annotation, cellular component: nucleus. Lineage: Eukaryota; Metazoa; Chordata; Actinopteri; Siluriformes; Clariidae. Bases 257 to 1447 code for a protein of 396 amino acids. The transcript has 2 exons. Gene Ontology annotation, molecular function: DNA-binding transcription factor activity, RNA polymerase II-specific; RNA polymerase II cis-regulatory region sequence-specific DNA binding. The record is from RefSeq and is a predicted model, not a curated record. Gene Ontology annotation, biological process: regulation of transcription by RNA polymerase II; animal organ morphogenesis.